AUGUCUCAACAACCUCAAGAAACACUCGACGGUCAACCUCAGACAAGGUCUGACGGUGAACCGGCGGCCCUCAGUGGGAACACGGUGCCCAAUGUUGAGUUGAGCACUCCCCGGCGCGACGCCCAGUGGCCUGAUUGGUUCGAUCUCGAUGAUCAAAACUACAAUCGGCAACUAAGUCACGCUCAGGCUCAAGUACAAAGGUUCAAGAGGGAUUGCAAGGAAGCGGUCCGCCGAUUUCGCGAGGUCCGACGUAGAAAACAUCUGAAUGAGUUGUGGUACUCAAUCCCCGGUAAGAAUAAUCUCUGA
Messenger RNA from Pestalotiopsis fici W106-1, 306 nucleotides. RefSeq lists its product as uncharacterized. The record is from RefSeq and is a predicted model, not a curated record. Bases 1 to 306 code for a protein of 101 amino acids. NCBI's taxonomy places the organism in Eukaryota, Fungi, Ascomycota, Sordariomycetes, Amphisphaeriales, Sporocadaceae. The transcript has a single exon.